Molecule: messenger RNA, 519 nt
Organism: Symbiodinium pilosum
Lineage: Eukaryota; Dinophyceae; Suessiales; Symbiodiniaceae
Source: the annotation of a GenBank genome assembly
AUGGCCGAAGCCAUGACAAACAUCUACAUCACCUCAGUCUUUGAAGCUCAAGAGAGCGUGGUGAGCGUUGAGUUCUUCACGAAAGAAGACUUCGACUUGUUCUAUUCUCUGCUGAUCCCCGGCGUCUUCAACAGCGAGGUGGUGAGCGAAGACAACGUCGACCCCUUGCUUCGCAUGAGCGACUACUACCAAGUCAAUUUUAUCAAGGAAGGCUGCGCGGAAGGGCUUCUGAAACUUCCUGUUUCUUGUGAUCGACUCCUGCAAGCCCAUCAGCACGGUCUCAGUAAGCAAUACCAUCGCUGCCUUGAGGCUCUUGCCCGCAAAUGCAGUCAUGAAGAUAUGCUCAAAAUUCAAGCAGCAUCACCAGUCGUCUUGUUCGACCUGGCAGAGCGGAUGAGGUGCUUACUGCAGGAGACAGAACCUAGAGCAGAGACUGCCGGGGCUCAAAUUGAACCACGCGGAAUGCCAGAUACUUCUGAGUCAGAAUCGGAGCAGUCUUCGUUUGAUCUUUUUGGGUGA